Messenger RNA from Dracunculus medinensis (Guinea worm), 657 nucleotides. The record is from the annotation of a GenBank genome assembly. Lineage: Eukaryota; Metazoa; Nematoda; Chromadorea; Rhabditida; Dracunculidae.
AUGUUGAAAAUUAGUUUCAGUGAAUAUUCGAAAUUUCCAAAAUCCUUAAACGAUACGAAACAAUUGGGUAGUGUUUUGCUGAAAUACAAAGAAAAACAUUAUUAUGAUGUUCUUCUACGAAUUUCUACUAUAUAUAUAUUAUUACAAUCUUUUGCUAUACCCGGUUCAGUAUUUUUUACUAUGCUGUCUGGUUAUCUAUUUAAUGUACCGAUAGCUUUAUCUUUGGUCUGCACGUGUUCUGCAUGUGGCGCAACAAUUUGUUACUGUAUUUCAAAUUGUCUUGGUCGUCAUCUUAUUUUAAAAUGGUUUCCAGGAUAUGUGAAAAAAUAUCAAGAUUAUAUUGCUUCUUGUGGCGACAACUUGUUUUUUUAUUUAGUUUUUCUUCGAAUAACACCUUUUUUACCAAAUUGGUUCAUCAAUGUUGCUUCACCGAUUGUAGGAGUCCCUCUACGAUCGUUUUUUAUUGCUACGCUAAUUGGCGUGGCACCGCCAUCAAUAGUCAUAAUUUCUGCAGGCACAGCUUUACAAGCACUGACCAGUGUGACUGCGGCAUGGUCCUGGAAAUCAGUUGUGAUGGUCAUUUUAUGUGCACUUUUUUCUUUGGCACCUAUUGGUUAUCAAAAAUUCAAAUCAAUGGAAAAGCAAAAAAUAAUCUAA